AUGGCAGAUAUCUGGUACUUGGGGAUUUUGGCAUAUGCUAUGAUAAAUCCUAACCUUAAUACUCUGUAUCGCAAGGAGUCGGAAAGCUUCGGUGUUGCGUUUAAUUUGGACAUCAUGAAACAUUUUAUGCAAGGACAAAUUCUUCCUGAUUAUGAUGCAAAAUACGAAGUCUUGUGAGUGACCAUGUGAUGGCAAAUAGACAAAAUUUUCAAUUUGUGUGCAAAUUUCGAGCCAAAUUCAUGACCAGCAGCAUCGAAUGUUCUCUGUAUAAUUAGGAGAGAAGAUCUUGAAUCAUCGCUUAGUGUGAAAAAGCUUCGGAUGAGCAAAAACACUGCACUAGAAGCAGUUGAUUUGGAAUUUGCUCGUCAAAUAUCGAGUGAAAGAAAAUUUGCAGAAGAAGAAAGUCAAGGUGUUGAAGAACAAACCCCCGAGAAUGAUGCAACUAACGCUUGUGCCUUUUUACCAGUUGCAAUAGGCGAUGAAUUUUUACAAGCAGUAAUGGCAAAUCAAGAUUUCAUAUGUGAAAACUUGGUAGAGCUGGCAGAAGAAGCCUUAACCACUCUUCCCUCAAAAAUUAACAAUGUAAGAGAUGCAAACAAAAUGUAUGAGGCAUCAGAAACCAAAUCUGUUUUAGAAGCAAAUGAUCUGUUAGUAGCAAAUUAUGACCUCACUGAAGAAUGCGUAUCAGCCAAUGGCGUAUUCUCAGAAGCAGGAAGGAAAGAACUCAUUGCUACGCUAACUAAGCUACAGCCAGAAGCAAAAAAUUGA
Messenger RNA from Paramuricea clavata, 768 nucleotides. The record is from the annotation of a GenBank genome assembly. Lineage: Eukaryota; Metazoa; Cnidaria; Anthozoa; Malacalcyonacea; Plexauridae.